This is a messenger RNA of Melitaea cinxia (Glanville fritillary), 1037 nucleotides long. It is a transcript of the gene Ssu72, whose product is annotated as RNA polymerase II subunit A C-terminal domain phosphatase SSU72. Gene Ontology annotation, biological process: termination of RNA polymerase II transcription. The record is from RefSeq and is a predicted model, not a curated record. Gene Ontology annotation, cellular component: mRNA cleavage and polyadenylation specificity factor complex; nucleus. Lineage: Eukaryota; Metazoa; Arthropoda; Insecta; Lepidoptera; Nymphalidae. The transcript has a single exon. Bases 278 to 856 code for a protein of 192 amino acids. Gene Ontology annotation, molecular function: RNA polymerase II CTD heptapeptide repeat phosphatase activity.
AACGUUAAAGUCAGGCACAUGUCAUUUUUGUUGUCAUUAAAAUUGAGUUACUUGUCAUUGUUAACUUAGAACUUCCAAGCAGCUUUAUUUGUAUUAUUUUGUAUUAACUUUGAUAUUUUUUAAUAAAAAGAACUAUAACAAUUAAAGUUAUUCAUCGUCUACUAAUUAGUUUCGCUAAGUAAAUGUAUCUAUCAUUGCAUUUAUAAUGAUUAAGUAAUUGACUACGUCACUACUCGGAGGGAACUUCUAUAAACCCUGUGAUUAUUUUUGAUAGACGAUGGGUGAUUUAUAUAUUGCAGUUGUGUGUUCGUCCAACAUGAACAGAAGUAUGGAAGCGCACGCCUUUCUAGCUAAAAAAGGCUUUAAGGUUAAAUCAUUCGGAACUGGCGAAAAGGUUAAGUUACCCGGAGCAUCGGCUGAUCGUCCAAACUGUUACGAAUUCGGUGUCCCCUACGACGAUAUUUACAACGAUUUACUAGAAAAAGACAAGGCAUAUUACACUCAAAACGGUCUCCUACACAUGUUAGACAGAAAUCGGAGAAUAAAGCCAUGUCCAGAAAAAUUUCAAGUCAGUAAAGAACGUUUUGACGUAAUUAUUACGUGCGAAGAGAGAGUUUACGAUCAAGUAAUCGAAUGGUUUGGAUCGAAGAGAUCAGUACAUAACCAGCCAGUUCAUGUGAUAAAUAUAGAUAUUCAAGAUAACCACGAAGAGGCUACCAUUGGUGCUUUCCUCAUAAGUGACAUGGUUACUAAAAUGGCACAGAGUGAUGACUUAGAUAAUGACAUUGAUGAACUUCUGCAUGACUUCGAAUCAAAGUGCCAUAGACCAAUCUUGAACUGUAUUAUGUUUUAUUGACAAAUUAUUGUGUAACAUUGCCAAUAAUGCUUAAUGUUUGUAUUGCAUUUCAGUGCUUGCUGCUGACAAAUGAGAAUUUCCAUGAGAUAUUAACUAGGAAGUUUAAUAUUUUUAUACUGAAGCAAUAUGAGUAACAAUAGCUUUGAAAUAUUAUUACAAAAGACAAAACAUCAUUUGUAAA